AUGGGCUGUCAACGACUCAGGAUCGAUGUCGUCUUCAACCCAGAGGUGUUGACCAAAGCAAUGGACACUACGGACGGGGGAGAAUACAAACGGACUAUAUGCCAUUUGGCUUUGUCCGGAGUGGGCCGUAAGUACGGCAUGGAUUCCCUCGACUUGGAUAACUUCGUCACGCCUAAGAUGAGAUAUAAAGGUGAGGAGGAAAAGGAGGAGGAGGAGGAGGAGGAGGAGGUCACUGAGCUUUAG
This is a messenger RNA of Perkinsus marinus ATCC 50983, 243 nucleotides long. RefSeq lists its product as hypothetical. The transcript is spliced from 2 exons. The coding region runs from base 1 to 243 and encodes 80 amino acids. Lineage: Eukaryota; Perkinsozoa; Perkinsida; Perkinsidae. The record is from RefSeq and is a predicted model, not a curated record.